GAAGCGGGACCAGGAGAGCAGAGGUCAGCGGGUUGGCAAGGCAAGGCAAGGCAAGGCAAGGCAAGGCGCACUCCGUCCUGGAAGCAACAGGAAACCUCGUGAAACUUUUAGAUGAUCGAGAGUGCUCUGUUUAGAUUGCCGCCUGCCCCUGAUGUUGGGAUUAUUCGCGGGAUGAGAGCCACCAGGGGCAUAUCGUAGUGGGGAUCUCCAGGGCGCCGGUAGUGCGCACCCACCGGGAAUAGCAGUUUAGCGGGUGGGAGACAGCCAGGCAGGCUCAUGGUGGGGUCGCUCCUGUGCUGACAAAGCGGGCCACCCGACUGAUGAAUAAUUUGGGUGAGAUCUCGCCGACGCACCAAAAAUGAUCGCGUCUUUUUUCCCCCUGAAGAAGCUGCGGCGCAAUGGCAAAUAUCUUCUCUUCGUGGCGAUUCUGGUGGUCGCAGCGCUCGCCGUCUAUCACGAAAUUGUCGCUGCAAACGCUUGGAGAGCCCAUAACCGUGUGAACCCUGCCAGCGAGGGCAGUAACUGGAGAAGAGCCUUGUCUGAUCAAGGGGUCGAAAGGGACCAGCAGCCAGAUUUAGUGGAGGAUUCAGCUGUUUGGAUUUCCAGCUAUACUCCACAAGCUUGGAAACCAGAGUACAAGGGACAGGCCAACCUGCAUAUCUUUGAGGACUGGUGCGGCAGUUCGACAGCAGAGCUCCGCAAGAACCUGCACUACCCACUGUAUCCCCACUCUAGAACUACAGUGCAGAAGCUUGCUGUUUCUCCUCAGUGGACCAACUAUGGGCUCAGGAUCUUUGGCUACCUGCAUCCUUACACUGACGGAGAGUUCGUGUUUGCGGUGAGCUCUGAUGACAACUCUGAGUUUUGGCUCAGCCAAGAUGACUCUCCCCUCAACUUGGAGCUACUGGCCUGGGUGGGCAAGACUGGCACUGAGUGGACGGCCCCAGGCGAAUAUGACAAGUAUGGCAGUCAGACUUCUAGACCGGUUUGGCUGUCUGCCCAGAGGAAGUACUUCUUUGAAAUUAUCCACAAGCAGAACGACAGAGGGACAGACCACGUGGCGGUGGCAUGGCAACUCCUGAACGAGAGCAUCAGGUUCAUGGUUAUUGAUUCCAAACACAUCUCCCUUUACAUUAAUGAAUCAACGUUGUUAAUGAGCAAUGUGGCCCAUAUUCCACAGACAGCUGCGAGCCACACACACACCCCUAGAAAACAUCCCUGUGCAAAGGUGGACAUGCUGAGGGAGGACCCCAGGGACACCUUUUACCAUGUGCCUUUGAUAAACAACAGAUUCCUGCAGGGGGUUUUGCCUGACUGCUCCUACAAGCCCAGCUAUAUUAUCAAAGGCUUCCCUCUGAUGCGCUACCAGGGCCUGCAGUUUGUCCACUUGACUUACAUCUACCCCAACGAUUACACUCGUCUCACACACAUGGAGACAGAGAACAGCUGCUUCUACCACGAGAGCCCCCUCUACCUGAAGAGGUUUGGCUUCUCCAGGUACAUGAGACUGGAUCGUCCGGAGGGUCAGGAAAGUAGGAAAAUAGCCCGUUCCAGAGAUUAUGAUUACCUGUGGAGGGACAUGGUCCUAGAUGAUGAGAAAGACUUGGACAAAAAAGCCCCUCCGAGGGAAGAAGACAUACAGCACCAGAAUAUGAAUAAUGCCCUUCUCCCGGACUAUGGGGACGACUAUGAUGAUUACGUUCAGAGACGCAGGCGCAAGCUCUUCUCCUUUGAUGUGCAAGGAAAUGGUACUGUCCUCAAGAAUGCUUCUGACACAAGCCACAAGCGUCAACCAGAGACAGAAAAAACAGCAGAACUUUUGCAGUCUGUGCCAACACCAGACUCUGAAAGUCACAAACUCCAGGAGCAGAACACAGCAGAGUUGAAACCAGAGAACUCGGUGAAACAAGUAGAACAGAUAAAACCAAUAGCAAGACCAAGACCAGCCAAGAGAAAAAAGCUCAAAUCAGUAGAAAGGAGAGGACCACCAGUACCAGUGGAGGGAGAAGGAGGAGCUAAGGAGAAGCCAGCUGGCCCCUCAUAUCACCAACAGGUGGAUUCUAAACAUCGUCGUGUCCACAGGCCUCUUAGGAUGAAAGAAGACAAACAAGUCCAGAGGCAGAAAGACUUACAGCCUCAACCUCAAGACAGGAAUGUCUCUGUGUCUGAAAAUCCCACAGUGGCCCAGCAGCAGAAGUAUGACAAUCGCAAUAUGGGGCAGCAGCCAGUCACCAUAAAGCGUUUCACCCCUCCAAAGCUAGACAUCAAAGUUCCUGUGGUGAGGCCAAACCACCAGAGAGCUGCAGUUACCUGGAAGAGCCUUAGGGAAAGGGAGAUAGAGAUGAAUAUGCCUUUACAAAGGGAUAUAGACAGCCCUAUAUACAGAGCUAGGAUGACCACCAGAGGCAAGACAGUCAGACGGUGGCUAGAUGCAAAAGGACAGGAGGACAAUGUAGGGGAGGAAGAGGAGGUGGACAAAAGGUUUGAGAGAAGGAGCGAAAACAAGGGCAGUGAGAGAGAUUCUUUUUGGGGACCAGCGGGAGACUCUGAGGAAGGUGAUGAAGACGAGUUGGUCGAUGACUUCAGCCCUCCGCCCGUGUUUGACCCUGAGGUCAAUUGGAGCCAAACCUUCCAAGUUAACCAGCUGGACCUUCAGGCACUACGUUCUGAUUGGAUAGACCUGCGCUGUAACAUCUCUGGAAACCUCAUGCUCCGCUCUAAAGAUGCUCAGCCCAUUGUCAAGGCUUUCAUGGACCAACUCAACCUCAAGUACCAUGGGCGAUUCACCUUAGUUCGUGUGGUCAAUGUGGAGAAGCGUGCCGAUGGACCCCAGGGCAGCCGGUACCUCUUGGAGCUGGAGCUAAGGGAUAUGAAUGGCCAGCUUUUGCGUCUGUCGCACUACAUCUAUGCUCUGAUUAGCCACAAAAGGCAACGCUUCAGGGACUUUAAUUUCCAGCAGGCAGCGCCUCAGACGGUGCUGUGUAACCCUGUUGGCUUUCGCUGGAAUCCUGAUGCCACUGUUCACUUCAUAGUGCCAGUGAAAAACCAAGCCCGUUGGGUGCAACAGCUGAUUGUGGACAUGGAGGAAUUGUACAGAGAGACGGGUGACCCCAACUUCAACCUCAUCAUCACUGACUACAGCAGCUCUGAUAUGGAUGUUGAGAAAGCUCUACAUGCCUCCAAACUUCCCAGGUACAAGUACUUGAAGCUGAGUGGAAACUUUCAGCGCUCUGCUGGUCUGCAGGCAGGCAUCAACCUUAUUACUGAUGACCACAGCAUAGUGUUUCUGUGUGACCUGCACAUCCACUUCCCUCACUCCAUCGUUGACACCAUCAGGAAGCACUGUGUGGAGGGUCACAUGGCCUUCGCUCCCAUAGUCAUGAGACUGGACUGUGGCGCUACGCCCUCAGAGCCCCGAGGUUACUGGGAGGUCAAUGGUUUCGGCCUGCUAGGGAUCUACAAGUCCGAUCUGGACGCAGCAGGAGGAAUGAACACCAAGGAAUUCACCGACCGCUGGGGAGGAGAGGACUGGGAGCUCCUUGACAGGAUCCUCCAGUCUGGUCUGGAAGUGGAGAGGAUCUAUUUGAGGAACUUCUUCCACCACUACCACUCCAAACGUGGCAUGUGGAACCGGCGCACGCUGCCAAACCGUAGGUAACCCUGUGCAGUGACGGCAGCGACAGCAUCGCCACAACCACAACCACAGCCACAACCACGGCAACCACAGCACUUUAAGCCCCAUCCAUGAUUCCAGCUACCUAAUGAUAAUGCCUGCUGACUCAUUGAGAAGGUGUAAUGGUAGGAAAUCCCGACACGGGACUAAGUCUUGUCUCCAGUCACCCCAGCUGUUUGAAACAGCAGCUCCUUGAUGCUAAGGUGACACUACUGAUACUGCUGACUGAAGACUUUAUUUAUGCAAAACACUGUAACACUGGAUGUACUAGUGACUACUUCAAGGGUACUGGUAAACAUUUGCCAUUGACUAUAUGGUACUGUAUCUGAAGAUACUACUAGAAACCAUGUUGCUGACUGGAGCCAUGAUAAUCUGCACUAGCUGCUGCGUGGAACUGACCUGAUGCAAA
Molecule: messenger RNA, 4082 nt
Organism: Myripristis murdjan (pinecone soldierfish)
Lineage: Eukaryota; Metazoa; Chordata; Actinopteri; Holocentriformes; Holocentridae
Gene: b4galnt3b
Product: beta-1,4-N-acetyl-galactosaminyl transferase 3b
Exons: 20
Coding region: 359-3658 (1099 amino acids)
Cellular component (GO): Golgi cisterna membrane
Molecular function (GO): acetylgalactosaminyltransferase activity
Source: RefSeq, a predicted model, not a curated record